This is a messenger RNA of Oppiella nova, 408 nucleotides long. NCBI's taxonomy places the organism in Eukaryota, Metazoa, Arthropoda, Arachnida, Sarcoptiformes, Oppiidae. The record is from the annotation of a GenBank genome assembly.
AUGAGCACCGGUAUUUCAGACAUCGUGUUGGGCAUUUCCAAAGCAUUAUCAAUGAGACCCAUGGUCAAACUACGUAUAUUAAAAAGUUAUCACUCGAAGUACUUGCUAUCGAUUUGGUUAUUCAUGUCAUUUGUGGUCAUCAAUGUAUUCAUGAAUGACAUCCGAUCUAUGGUUAUACUCACCAAAGAGGAUGUCAUCAAAAAGUUGUCAUCCAUUAAAACUAUACUACAGUUGAAGUACAAUCGGAGUGUCAUUAUAGGCAGCAGUGGAACGACAUAUAGAUUAAUGAAUCUCUACAAUGAGUACCGUUUGCGGCGAACAGAAGGAAAUGGAUCUAUAAUAUUGACGGGAAUACCCAUUAAUAGGGGUCUCAAUCAUACCAUCAAACGACAACUCAAUAAAUUGUAA